Molecule: messenger RNA, 249 nt
Organism: Cooperia oncophora
Lineage: Eukaryota; Metazoa; Nematoda; Chromadorea; Rhabditida; Trichostrongylidae
Source: the annotation of a GenBank genome assembly
AUGCCAGGCGAGGGGCGUGCGGACGCGUUGCGUGCACACAUUGCGAGACCACAUGCCAACAUCGCCGAUGAGAUGGGUGGCGCGAGCAUCCCGCUACUCCGUCGGCCCGGUCAGAUGGUAGCAACAGCAAUAAGAUCCUUGAUUCUGAGCAGUGGCCACUGCCUGAGCAGGAGCAACCCGUAUUACUUCAACAGAGAUGAGCUGAGAAAAGAGGUUGCCAUUAUCUACAAGGAGAGUUGUAGACAAUAA